AUGCAGCGAGGCGGCACUGGGGCAAAUUUCCAGGCUCUCAACGGUCCUCACCAUUGCCCCGGUGCCGCCUCAACAUCAAAACUCAUGCUACGACUAGCUGGGCGAAUUCUAGCUCCGUCCGAAUCUCCUCCCGAACGGUUUCUUCCCGGCAAGGAGCUAGAAUUCGCCCAGCUCCAGAAGGAUGAAAACGGCGGUGUCCUCCGUGAACCAACUGAUGCGCACUGUCCCGAACCGUUGUACGAACAUCAUGGCUUCGAGACAGUGCGGAUCAGCUGGUUCACGGAGCCUCGAGUGUGA
Clonostachys rhizophaga is the source of this 297-nucleotide messenger RNA. NCBI's taxonomy places the organism in Eukaryota, Fungi, Ascomycota, Sordariomycetes, Hypocreales, Bionectriaceae. The record is from the annotation of a GenBank genome assembly.